CUUUUCUUUUCCCUCUCUAUCCACCACCUCGAUCGCCAUCACCAACUCCACCCCCGCGUCUCGGAUUGCGAGGAGAGGACGAGAGGAGACGAGCUGAGCUCAGCUCGCCGAGCUGAUUAGCUCAAGCCCAGAGCGGCGGCGGCGGCGGCGGAGAGGGGAGAAAGGGUAGAGGAGCGACGUGCAGGCGCCUCGGGAAGACGGCCGACAGCGGUACAAUUCUGCAUCCGUAUCUCCACAUGAGCAAAAGGGACCUGAAAAGCAGCAAUCUUGGACUGAAAAGCACGCGGUUUUGAGAAAUUUGGAAAAAGGAUACAUGCAUAGCGAGAUCUUGAUCUUGGGAUGGUGUCCAGUCGAAGGAACACCGGGGCACUCCAGCGGGAUGGGUCGGUUCGGGACUGGUCUGAAUUUGUUGACCCCUCACCAUCUCCUAAAUUGUUGUAUUCGCAAUCGUAUGUUGCAAUGAGAGGAUUGCUGUCUUCUUUGCUCUCAAUGGACUUUGCCUUACUGUCGAGCAGGCUGAAAUCUGCAUGGGCGGCUAUACUGUCCCAGAGGCAUACUCGGUCUCCAGAGAGGUCAAAAUCAAGGGGGCUGAGCUGCAAGAGACUUGCAUUUCAUCUGUUUCUAUGUUUCAUGGUCGGCAUCUUCAUCGGGUUUAUGCCGUUCUUCUCGGUCGACGUAUCUCAGAAGAUAGUAUCUGAGAAUGGGAGGCUUCCUUUUGAUGAGGGGGUAGUUGACAGGGGAAUGAUGGACACUAAAGUUAAGGAAUUGGAGACAAUUGUGGUGGAAAAAGAGGUUGACAUAAUUGACGAGAGCGAGGUUGCAGAGAGUCCUCCAGUUCCUGCAAUGUUGGAUGAUGAGGCUGACUUUGUGGAAUCAUCCCCUGCAAUACCUGAUAUCAAUGAUUUGGAUAUCCCUGUGAGAAAGCUUCUGAUAAUUGUUACGAUUACUACUGUUCGACCACAGCAAGCGUAUUACCUGAACCGUUUGGCUCAUGUUUUGAAAACUGUACAGUCUCCUCUUCUGUGGUUAGUGGUCGAAUGGCCUGAUCAGUCCUUUGAAACAGCAGAAAUCCUCAGGUCUUCUGGGGUUAUGUACAGGCAUCUUAUCUGCAGGAAGAAUACUACUAGUGUACGGAAAAUUGCUGUCUGUCAGAGGAAUAGUGCAAUCUAUCAUAUUAAAAAGCAUCGUCUUGAUGGUAUAAUGCAUUUUGCUGAUGAAGAGCGGUCAUACAUGAGUGAUGUAUUUGAAGAAAUGCGGAAAAUCAGGCGGUUUGGAGCAUGGCCUGUAGCAAUUCAUACUGGGAUCAAGUACAGGGUGGUUUUAGAAGGUCCUAUAUGUAAAGGUAGUCGAGUGACUGGAUGGAACACAGUCCAGAAGAAGGGUGCAGCACGUCGAUUCCCAAUCGGUUUCUCCGGUUUUGCUUUCAACAGUACAAUGCUAUGGGAUCCUCAGAGGUGGAACCGCCCACCUAUGGAUUCUGUCAUCGUCCACUCAGGUGGAAGAGGUGGUUUGCAGGAGUCGAGAUUUAUUGAGAAGCUUGUUAAAAAUGAGCGGCAGGUAGAGGGUCUCCCAGAUGAUUGCAACCGGGUUAUGGUCUGGAAUUUUAACUUGGAACCUCCCCAACUCAGCUAUCCCUCAGGCUGGUCAUUGCAUAACAACCUUGAUAGCGUUAUUCCUGUAACAUAAAGUCUUGCUGCUACCCACUGUGCUCUCCUACAGGUGGCCAUGGGGCUUGCUCAGUGACACCCUCCUGAACAAAUUGCACACUCGAUCGAUUAUGCGAAGUUGCUAUGGCCUGAUCCUACAGCAGUUAUCAUAUCAGAUUAUCAGUAGCUGUGCAGAGCAAGAUGCCUGACCAAACUUAUUUUUUCUUUUUUUAUGAUGUAUUCCCUUCAUUUUUUCCCAUAUAUCCGCCAGCUAGAUGUUGCCAUAUAGAAUUUUUUAGAGUCCUUUGUUAUAUUAUGUGUUACCUUACAGAUGUAAAAGCAUGCAGCCAUUGUAACUGUUAAGAGCAAACAGCACUCUUGAUACGUGAAAGGAUUUGAAUCAAAUCAUUUACUUAGGUUGUAACCAGGAGUUAUUGUGCGUUGCCGAAUUUUCCUUUGGAGUUUUCUGAAACCUUGAGUUUACAAACAAUGUAUUUCUGAUCUGCAGAAAUUAUAGA
Molecule: messenger RNA, 2164 nt
Organism: Oryza brachyantha (malo sina)
Lineage: Eukaryota; Viridiplantae; Streptophyta; Magnoliopsida; Poales; Poaceae
Product: probable beta-1,4-xylosyltransferase GT43E
Exons: 5
Coding region: 340-1686 (448 amino acids)
Biological process (GO): plant-type secondary cell wall biogenesis; glucuronoxylan biosynthetic process
Cellular component (GO): Golgi membrane
Molecular function (GO): xylosyltransferase activity; galactosylgalactosylxylosylprotein 3-beta-glucuronosyltransferase activity
Source: RefSeq, a predicted model, not a curated record